Molecule: messenger RNA, 783 nt
Organism: Saprolegnia parasitica CBS 223.65
Lineage: Eukaryota; Oomycota; Saprolegniomycetes; Saprolegniales; Saprolegniaceae
Exons: 1
Coding region: 20-730 (236 amino acids)
Source: RefSeq, a predicted model, not a curated record
UUUCACCGCCUCUUGGGACAUGAGCUGCAAGCGUGUUCGCCCGUGCGAGACGAAGAACGUCGAAGGCCUCUCGCUCGCCUUCAAGCUGCGUAGUCUCGUGGUCGAGGCCCACCUCUCGGACCUCAAUGCGUCCGUCAUCGAGAAAAACCUGGUCGCGAUCGCGAAUGAGCUCGCGACGCUCUGCGCCUUUGGCAUCCAGCCCGAGGACCGCUGCGUGCGCUUCCUUGUCAUGGCCAACGACCGCAUCGCCAAGAUGCUCGCCAAGAAGGACUUGGCGUGGACCGCGUCGCCGCAUGCGAUCUGGAGCCUCGCCAAGGCCGCUGUGCUCGGCUCCAAACCCGGUAACGUCGACGCAUGCUACGCCGCCGAGGUUCAUGACAUCUCGGUGCUCUGGCACGAAAUGCUGCGCGUCAAGGACAAGGCCGCGGACCUCUGGAAGCGAGAGAAGCUGGAGGAGGCGCUGCCGUAUUUGCAUGCAGCCGACGCGUACUUUAAGCGCAUCCACCUCAAGCACCAGAAGCUCAACAUUGACCACGCGAUCAUCGACUGCCACGUGGAGCCCGUCGCGAAGAAAGCGAAGGCCCACCGCGUGUCCUUCUCCGACACACCGCUCGUGCUCGGGACGGCCCAAGCCGACGUCGACCGGACGCCCAUCUGCCCGUCCAAGCCGACACAGCUCGAAGCGCUCUUGCUUCGUGCGACGCGCGAGUUUCCCAUGCCGUGCUUGUAACCUAGAGAUGCUCUAUUUAUUAACGUGAACCUCGACGCCUCGCCUGAUCCGUA